This is a messenger RNA of Chrysemys picta bellii (western painted turtle), 1846 nucleotides long. RefSeq names its product adenosine deaminase domain containing 2 (gene ADAD2). Gene Ontology annotation, cellular component: cytoplasm; nucleolus. NCBI's taxonomy places the organism in Eukaryota, Metazoa, Chordata, Testudines, Emydidae. Gene Ontology annotation, molecular function: double-stranded RNA binding; tRNA-specific adenosine deaminase activity; double-stranded RNA adenosine deaminase activity. The record is from RefSeq and is a predicted model, not a curated record. Gene Ontology annotation, biological process: RNA processing; adenosine to inosine editing.
CGGGAUGGGCGGAGCUUCCCAGGGCGGGCUUGGGCGUCAGGGGGCCCCGAGGCGCCUCUUGAGCAGCACGUGGAGCGGCCUGGAGCGCGAGAGGUCCCCCUGGAGAGCCCUUGUCUGGGCCCAUUCCGCCCUGGGAGUGGCCGUUCCUGAGGACGUGCGCCAGAAACCCCAGGGUGCCGCUUAGCCGGUGCGCCCCGAGCCAGCUGCUCCAUAUGGAGAUGGUGAACCCAGAAAACGUGUUCUCCCACGUGCAUCGUUGUGCGGCCCUCACCAGCGACACCUUCGAUCGGCUCCUGGCAGGGGACCCACAGUACUGGAGCUGUAAGAGCAGCGUGGCAGCCUUCAUCCUGGAGCGAGAGGUGAUGGACACGCAGCAGGGUUGCAGGGAGAGCUUUGAGCUGGUGGCGCUGGGCACUGGCGAUACCUGCUACGGUGGCUGGCUGGAUUUCAGGGGCUGGCGGCUCCAUGACACGCACGGCCUGGUGGUGGCUCGCCGGGCGCUGCAGAGCAGGUACCUGUACAAACAGCUGCUGCUGUGGUGCAACCUGAAGGAGCCGGCGGACCAGGAGAAAUGCAUCUUCCAGCCCUCGGCGGAGGGGGGGCUGCUGGCCCUCAAGCCGAAGGUCUUUGUGCACCUGUAUCUGAGCCGCACACCCACAGGGGCCUCUGAGAACUUCCCCAUCCCGUUCCCGGGGAGGAAGCCCUCGGUCGGCCUCUACGUCCAUGCCAAGGGCGCGCUGACGCCCGUCUCCAGCUGCCCCCCAAGCCUGCUGGCCGCCUGGGUCUGCUGCGCCUCGGGCAGUGACAAGCUGAGCCGCUGGAGCGUGCUGGGCCUGCAGGGGGCGCUCCUCAGCCACUUCAUGGAGCCGCUAUACCUCUCCAGCAUCAUCCUAGCGGACCCUGGCCCCAACCAGCCCGCCCUGAACUGGGUCAUCAACGAGCGGCUGCAGCUGGGCCCCGAGGCCGGCCUGCCAGCCCCCUACGCCCAGCACCAGGUCUGCUUCUUCCUGGGACCCCGCGUCAGCCCCCUCAGCUCCAGCGCCGAGUGCUGCAGGCUGAGCCUCAACUGGUGCCGCGGGGACGCAGCCCCAGAGCAGGUGGACGGUGCCACUGGGCUGGCCGUGCUGAAAAACCCCACCGUGGAGGACCAGGUCUUCCCCAGCCAGAUCUGCAAAGCCGCCAUGCUGCAAUACUUCAGGGAGGUGGCGCAGCAGAUGAACAAGAACGCCCUGCUGGCGCUGCCCACGUACCACCAAGCCAAGACCCAGGCGGAGUCUUACCAGAGCGCCAAGGACCAGCUCUUCGCUCACCUGACCUCCCAAGGGCUUGGCAAGUGGCCUCAGAAGCACCUGGUGGACAACUUCACUGGUCAGGCAGUGAAAUAGACCCGGGGGGGUCUGGCCACCUGCCUCCCAGAAAUGCCGGGGGGGGGCACAGGAAGGAGUAAAAUCUAGAGACUGUUGCAAAUUUCGGAAGUUGGGGUUAGGGCUUUUAAACUCUGUUUGCCGUGAUGCAUGGGGGAGGGGCCAGGGCUGUGAAGAAGGCCCACUUUUCAUUUGAUUUGUCUUUGAAUUGCGAGGGCCGUCGAUUUCCCCAGAGUGCUCCGGCUGGUUCAGCCCUGUUGGCGCGGAGCAGCUGGCAACCUGCUUUCACGGAUGGGUUAGUGCCGGUGCAUUUAGCCCAGAAUGUCUCCCUCUGUAUCAGCCUUGUCCAGUGGUUAAUUACACUCCUCUAUCACCUAGACUGAGCUGCUUUUAGUCUCGCUCGCUCUCAGGCAGAUUUUCCAGCCCUGGAAUCAUUCUCGUAGCUCUUUGAGCCCUUUCCAGUGUGUCCGCAGCCCGUCUGA